UCACUCACUCACUCACGGAGCGCCUGCGGGGAUAUUAAUUUCGAUCAAAACUGUAAUCCUUCCUGAUAACGCAUAACCCAACAGGCAGGCAUACAGAGACGGCCGCGUGUGCAGCAACGAUGUGGACGGUGGUGCUUGCUGCUCUUCUCUGUCCCCCUCUGAUGUUUCUGCUUGGUGCAUCAGAAGGAAGUGAUAUACAAGAAUGGGAAUUUAAGACAAGCAAACAACCUCAUGGCUUCAAGUCAACUGUGUUAAAGCGACACCAGGCGGUCUCUCUGCUGAUGUGCAGUGUUAAAUGCAGUCUGCUAACUGCGUGUGUCACAUUUCAGCACAAACGGUGGAAGUCAUCCUGCACUGUGUACCGCCGCUUCCGAGAUAAUGACGUCAUGACUGUGACGACAUCGUCUGUCCCUGGAGUUAUAUACUUGACAGCGAAUGCUCCCUGCAAGGGCCAACACUACGGCAAAAGGUGUUCCAAUAAUGCUGAAUGUUUGGAUCACUGGACACAGUGCAUUGACCAAGUAUGCAGAUGUCAACCAGGCUACAGCUUCAACCCAGGGUCCUGUUCAUGUAUCGAAGUGUGUGCGGAGUACGGAACAACCAGCAGCCUUCUUUCCCAUGGGUACUGCAUCACAGGCUACAACGACGCCGUGUACGUGAGCGUGUCCUCCCCCGAGGGCUGCAGGAAGAAGUGCGUGAGGCAGAAAUCCUUUCUAUGCAAAUCCUUCGAGAUAUGGUUGAAUGGGUGUUAUUUAUCAAGGGUCACAAAACUCGAUGUGGAAGCCAGGAAAUGGAGGCUGUUUCAUUCCUGCUCGUACUUUCAAAGAAACUGUGGGUAGACCCUUAAUUAUCCUCUGACGUUUGAUACUUCACAGAGAUGGAAGCAAUCUCGGCAUACAAACGUGUCGGGUUGAGGUUAUCCCCAAGUGUGUUCUUCACACUUAGUUGGUUGGUUGGUUUGUUGUUUAACACCGCACUCAGCAAUAUUCCAGCUAUAUGACGGCGGUCUGUAAAUAAUCGAGUCUGAACCAG
Messenger RNA from Haliotis rufescens (red abalone), 1032 nucleotides. RefSeq lists its product as uncharacterized. The transcript has 3 exons. The coding region runs from base 120 to 839 and encodes 239 amino acids. NCBI's taxonomy places the organism in Eukaryota, Metazoa, Mollusca, Gastropoda, Lepetellida, Haliotidae. The record is from RefSeq and is a predicted model, not a curated record.